This is a messenger RNA of Pistacia vera, 2480 nucleotides long. Its product is annotated as protein IQ-DOMAIN 14-like. The transcript is spliced from 7 exons. NCBI's taxonomy places the organism in Eukaryota, Viridiplantae, Streptophyta, Magnoliopsida, Sapindales, Anacardiaceae. Bases 663 to 2297 code for a protein of 544 amino acids. The record is from RefSeq and is a predicted model, not a curated record. Gene Ontology annotation, molecular function: protein binding.
AAAAGAAAAGAAAAGAUGGAAGUAAAUUGAUACAAGUAAGAAGCAAAAUCAGAGUCAGAAGCCAAUUCAAAGUAAAACAAAAACAAAGUAACCAUUAACAUAACAUAAACUAUUUGUUAUGUAAAAGCUUUAGCAUACAAAACCAUAGAAUUAUCAAACCAUGUUGUUUUGUAAAGGAGAGGGAGGAGGCUAAAGCAAAGAAACAAAGGAAGAAACAAAGAAGCACAGAGAAAAAGAAAGAAAGAGUCUUCUUUUGUUGGCUGGCUGCAGCCAGGCUGUUCAAGGCUUUCCUUUUUGUGGGAAUUUCAGCUUUUUGAAGGCUCUUGUUUAGCAGAAUUGGAAAAUUUUGAGACUCAUGAGACAUGGCGGAUACGGUUGUUCCAUUUCGCAAACGUUGAGUACGAUUAGAAGAUUCCUCUGUUCUCUUCUUAUCCUUUGUUUCCAUGGAAGAGGGUUUUCUUUUGUUUUGUUCUCUGUGGUGGUGAGGGUGGUUGAGGAUUAGCUUAGAUCUGGGAUUCGGCUUCCUUUUAUUGUUCAAUCUUGUAGUUGAAUUUCGAUGAGUUACAUGUGGGAAGCGGUUGUUGGUGUUUUUGUAUCUUGUUCAUAGCUUUGUAUGCCUGCUUGCCGAGUAAGACUUCUUGGACAUAAGAGCUUCAGAAACAAUGAGAAGCAUGUGGUGUUUUGGUCGAAAGAGUAAUGCUGGAAAUAUGGGAAAGAAAGGGAGUUGGUUUUCCGCAAUCAAGAGGGUCUUUGUACCCCACUCCAAGGAGAAACUAGCCAAUGAAUCAGAUAAGAAAAGUACAAAAGAAAAGAAAAAGAAGGGUCUAGGAAAACUAAGGCAUGGAGAAACCAAUUCUUUCAUUCCCCUAUUCAGAGAACCGAGUAGUAUUGAGAAAAUUUUGGGAGAUGCUGAAAGAGAGCAUAGAUUAGUAUUUAGGCCUCCCACCCCACCUGAGCAACCUAGAACACCACCUUUUGUGCCUGCAAGAGUUGCUUCUCCGAGGGUUCCUUCUCAAAGGAUUUCUUCUCCGAGGGUUGCUUCUCCUAGGGCUGCCUCUCCAAGGGCUCCUUCUCCAAGGGCUGCUUCGCCAAGAGCUGCUUCGCCUAGAAUUAUUCAGCAGCGUAGGGAAAGACCAGAACCAACUCUAAGAUACCGUCAUGCUUGCGCUACUAAGAUUCAAGCAGCCUAUAGAGGUUAUACGGCUAGGAGAAGCUUUAGAGCUCUGAAGGGUCUAGUGAGGCUGCAGGGAGUAGUGAGAGGACAGAAUGUGAAGCGUCAAACAGCGAGUGCCAUGAAAUAUAUGCAGCUUUUGGUGAGGGUUCAAUCUCAGAUUCAGUCGAGGAGGAUCCAAAUGUUAGAAAACCAAGCACUACGUCAAGCUCAAUACAGGAAUGAUAAGGAAACAGAAAGUACCUUGGGCAAAUGGACCUUCAGCCAGGCAUCUGAGGCAGGAAAUGAAGACUGGGAUGCUAGUGUGCUAACCAAAGAAGAAAUGGAGGUAAGGAUGCAGAGGAAGGUAGAGGCAGUCAUCAAAAGAGAAAGAGCCAUGGCCUAUGCAAAUUCCCGCCAGUUGUGGAAAACCCCUCCUAAAUCAGCUCAAACAUCUGCCGGGGCAUUCCCAUGCUGGUGGAACUGGUUAGAACGUCAACUUCCUCGGGCUAAUCCAUCCGAAAAUCAAACCAUGAAGAGUUUUCAACUUACACCACCAAGGCCAAUGACUGAUCAGCACCUAAAACCAAGCCCUCAGCCGCAAUCAAGCAGUCAAAAUCGAUAUAGUUUCGGGUUUGACAUGGAUACUCCCACACCAAAAUCUACAAAAUCAACCAUACUCCCGGCUACAAGAUAUGCUCGAAGUCCUGCUUUAGGUAAAGCCCCUCAAGGCAGCCCCAGCUUGUCAAAAUAUUCAAGAGCAAGAGGUAGUGGUGCUGCUUCUCCUUUCUACUUGCCGUUAAAAGAUGACGAUAGUCUCACAAGCUGCCCACCCUUUUCGGUUCCAAACUACAUGACACCUACGGUUUCAGCAAAAGCAAAAGCGAGAGCUAACAGCAAUCCGAAGGAGAGGCUUCCGGGGACUCCAAGCAGUGAAUCACAAAGAAGGCUUUCAUUUCCUUUGACACCAAACGUUGGAUCAUUCAAGUGGAAGAAAGGUUCCUUCUUCUCUAAUAGCAAGGAUUCUAGCUCCCAAAAGGCCUUAGAUAAGAAUCAGUCAAUGCAAUCUAUAGGGGAUUUGAGUGUGGAUUCAACCGUUUCGAUGCCUGCAACCGUUGGAAGGAAGCCGUUUAACCGAUUUGUGUGAUGAUUUGUUUGUCAUUUUUUUCCCUUUUAACUUCAUGGUGUUCAUUUGAUUGAGUGUAUGUGAUAUGUUGAGUUACAAAAAUUACUAAUGUAAGAUAAUAAAGAAACAUAGGAGAUGAUAUGCUUUGUAUGUAACACGAUUUGGGCUUUCUUAAUGAUAUCAUAACUGUUAUUUUUUUCUGGA